AUGUCUGAUCAGCAGUUGCUUCGGGAUAUGCUAACUCCGCUUGAGACUGUAGACAUUGAAACCCUGCUGCCGACAGAGACGGAGGCUUGGUGCAAUCAGCGGCUUAAAGAGAUCGGAUUUAAGGCUCGACUAGAUUUCGAAGAUGACUUUAAGCGCCCAUAUGUUGAUGCAUUUAUUCAACUACGAGAUCUUAUUGAACAACAUCAAAAAACAGGAUAUCUGCCAAUCCUACAGCUGACACCGGUCUCAACUGGUGGUGCCAUGGAAUACGAACGCCUUCUUCAACGCAACUACCUCGCUGAUCCCGAGUUCUGA
Molecule: messenger RNA, 315 nt
Organism: Metarhizium robertsii ARSEF 23
Lineage: Eukaryota; Fungi; Ascomycota; Sordariomycetes; Hypocreales; Clavicipitaceae
Exons: 1
Coding region: 1-315 (104 amino acids)
Source: RefSeq, a predicted model, not a curated record